Linum trigynum is the source of this 6937-nucleotide messenger RNA. Lineage: Eukaryota; Viridiplantae; Streptophyta; Magnoliopsida; Malpighiales; Linaceae. The record is from the annotation of a GenBank genome assembly.
UAGGAAAAAAUAAAGGCAAAAUAGGCAAGAAACGAUACCGCCUCAUAUUUCCAUUUAAAGCACGAAAAAUCAAGCAAACCCAAUCAAAAGAGCACAGAAAAUAAUAAUAAUAAGAAAAUCUAGACCCAAUCAAUUAAUUUAAAACUGAAGAAGGGUUGAAGAAGUACUUGCUGCAACAUCUGUUUUGUUUGCUGCUGUAGAAGGAUUACUGCUAUGACUUUGCUAUGGUUGAAGAAUUGCUGGUGAUGCUUUGGAGGUUAUUGGAACAAGCUCUUAAGAUGUUAUUACAGUGGCUGAGAUUGGUAAUUGAUGAAUUAAAAGGUUUCAGUUUAGGGGAGGCUAUGUUGGUUUUAAGGCUAAUGUAUUUUGGAGUCUUUAUGUGUUUCAUUUUGAGUUAUGCUGCGUCGGUUUUUGUUAGGUAGCUCUUUUAGGUUUUUAAGUUGUAUAAGGUCAUAACUGUUUGUCUGUUAGCUAAUUUCAAGGGGCUAGAAUUAGUGGGCUAGAAUGUGGAUAGUGGCUGAAACAAGUAUGCUGUAUUUUAAGCUUUGUUUUGUCAAAUAAGUUUGUCAGUGUGCUCCUAAAAUUGGGUUCUACAAGCUUUACUGCAGUGCACGAUCGCUCAAACAGCUUUAUCCUUUAAUCUCUUCGUCUAUCAUAAUUGUAAUUACAGUUUCCAUGUUAUGGUCGGGAAUAAUUACCCGAACCAUAUACACUUAUUAAAAUAAUGAUUAGUAAACAAGCAAUAUUGCCCGGAAGUCCACUCGAAAAGAGCUGCAAAUGAAGCUGAUUGAGUAAGUUCCUGGUUAUCUACCUUUUAAUUGUUGAACAACACAAUAGGCCUGCAUAAGAUAGAAUUGAAAAUAACCUAUGCUGAAUCUAUCUCAUUUCCAGAGUCUGUAUUCUGACUUAAACAAUUAACAAGCUUUGCUAGGGUCUGCCACCAUCAUGUAUUUGUUCUGUAUUUUCCAUAAGACAUCCCCUUUUUUAUUUUGAAUUGAUGUAGGGGUGAUAUUGUCAAAGUUGUUAUAUGGGGAAGAAUCAUUGCACAGUUCGAUAAGAUAGUUGAUGAUGCUGGAGUAAGACAGAUUAUACUGGUUGUAACUGCGCUUACUGUGAAUACAUUCAAGGGUGAAGUUAUCGUUAGUUCCUUGUGUUUGUGUAAUAUGCUAUGGAUGAGCAUAUUAAUCUGAUUUUUUUAUCAAACAUAGGUGAAUUGUUAUUUUCUUCCUCGGGCUCCACAAUUCUGUAUGAUACCCUGGAUAUCCCGGAAGUAAAGGCCUUUACAGUAUAUGCCUUUCCUCAUUUUCAAUCUUUUCUUUUCCUGAUUUCAGAACCAGAGGUACCAAUCUUUGUUGAACAGCCUGCAGCUAAUCAAUCUCCUAUUGUUUCCCUCCCUGAACUUUUGGGAUGAUAGGACAACCCAGACAAUGAGGUUAAUUCUAAUUGCUUUUAUUCCCUAAGUCAUUGUGCCUGCCAUCAUUAUCCAUUUAUUGAAAUGAUAUUUAGUGUCAGAAAAUGGUAUUUGUUGUUGAGUGCAAAGUUGUUGGAAUCGAGCGGGGAUGGUGUUAGAUGGGCUGCCCUAACUGUGUGUAUAAACCCAUAGAAAGACAGGGCCAAUAUUUCUGUGUCAAAUGCAACAAGACUACACCAAUCAAAGCUGCUAAGUAAGGAUCCUCUAUAUGAGUUGAAAUUUAUUUUUCAGUGAUUCCACCAAAUAAAAACCUUAAGUUGCUUUCUUUUUAUUUCUCAUCCUAUCAGAUACCGUGUCCAGCUUGAGGUACAAGAGAAUUCCAGCUCAGCGACCUUUGUCGUGUUUGAGUAUGAAGCUAAACGCUUCUUUGGAAUCAGUGGUAAUGGACUUUUCAAUUAAGUGUGGACAAAAUACUGAUUCACCUCCUGAAGAACUCUUGAAGCUACUGGAUGUCACUAAGCAAUUCCAUGUGAAAUUCAAGAUAAACACUUACAAUGAUGCUCAAGCUGAUUUCAGUGUGGUGAAAAUACUGUAUUCCAUAACACAGGUCAGCUUACUAUUAUCCCUACAAUUCUUUUUUUGUUAUAAAACAUUGCCUCAUUUUGAGAAUUAUUUUUAUGCACGACUACAACCAUGGGAUGUAUAAAGUAUUUACAGCACAUAGUUGUACUAUAUUUCCCCUUCAUUAUGUAUGGAUAAUUUAAUCAUUUACUUAGGCCAAUGUUAUUGAUCCUCUUCUUCUAUCACCAGUAGUAUUGAGUCCUCCGAACCCUCCCCUUAUCAAUCAAACCAAAUGCCCAACCAAGAAGAAUGUGUGGAACUCCAGUAUUAGCAUCUGCAGCUUCUGACAACAAACUCAAGAGAAAGAUGUCCUUCGUUUGACAUUCUGAUGUUUCCAAAGACAGUAUCAAUUGGAUGUCUUGGCCCUUCAUUGGAUUUCAGCUUAAUUCCCUAGGUUUUACUUCAUGAGUUGGUUUCAGACUGUUUCGUGCAUUCUGGAGUGAGUGACAGUCUAUGACUCUAUGUCCAUCCUAAGAAUUCAAAUCCAUGAACAUAGCACUCAAGACUUAUUUGUUCCGUAAUUUAAAGGAUUAUGUGUUAGCUUUUCGUGGUUGCUUCUUAUUUGGUUCCUUUUUAAGUCGAUUGCAAAUCUGGAUUGGGAUUUCCAGGUCUGGUUUGUUGUUCUAAUCAGUGCUGAUAGGUAUAUUGGUCAUAGCCUUUGGUCUUCUUCCAACUCCAUGUAUCCUCUUAUUUUUCUUUCUUGCACUAUGUUGGCUGUUGGAGCUUGGAACACUUGGAAUUCUCUUUAUUGUUUGUAUUUUAAUAGGUUGUAUGCUUUUAAUGAUUAUUUUUCCCAAGAAUAGGGAAAAGAUUCAAGGUGAAGAUGGUGAGAAUUGAGAGGCCCGUCCAAGUUUAUUAUGAAAUGGGAGUUGUCUGAAAAGUUUGAAGAUUUGGAACAAUAGUAACUAUUUCACAUCAGUGAUACACUGAUAUUGCCAUUGCAGAACUGAGUUUUAUUUUUUGGUCUGAUAAAAUAUCCGUCCUCAUUUAUAUUGCCACGCAUAACUGCCCUAGUUAACAUGGUUGAAUGAAUCUUGAUUUUGUUUAAUUAUUAACCGUGAUUAUUUUGGUCAAAUAGGGUGGGGAGCCUCGUUGUUGCUGACCUUGUCCAUGGUUCUGAUGGAUUGAGGAACACAUACUUGUCACCACCAAAUGCAAAGAAAAGUGAGAAGAAUGCUGCUGAAUUUUUAGUUGACAAGGCCUCUGAGUUCCCUGGGGAAGUAUCUGUACUUGCAGUCUUUAUAAAAAGGGAAUCUCUUUGAUCAGGCGAUAAAAAGGGACUACUCAUUUGCUAGCAAAGUGAAGAAAAUUGUAGUUCUUGGAGGAGCCUUCGUUGCUCUGGGAAAUGUAAACCCUGCUGCUGAAGCCAAUGUAAGUUACUGUCACUUGUCUUUCUGAAACCUUGUUGUUAUCAAGUUAUUAAGCAUUUUCUCGAUGCCUUGCAGAUAUAUGGAGAUCCAGAAGCAGCAGACGUUGUAUUUACAUCUGGGGCAGAUAUUGUUAUAGUUGGAAUUAAUAUCACAACUAAGUUAAAUUUAUGGGUAGAAAACCAGAGAUUCCAUUCGCUCUGCUUCAUGUCUAGUAUUCUUUCGCCAAAUCGCAAGUCAAAAGCUAUCAGUAUUACUUAUGUUCUAUGUUUGUUUGCAGAUGCCAACCAUACUGGGUUGCGGGAUUCGAAAGGGAAGUAUGCUCAAUUAAUAUGCAAUAUAUGUGCAAGUUCUACAGAGAUUGGCAUGUAAAUUCUUAUGGAAUGCGUGGUAAUAGUCCUCCAAAUCUCUUCAACUAGUUAGCGCCUGAGAAUAGUUGACGUUCCAUAGUAGAGUUCACAUAUAACAUUAUAUAUAACUCGGUUUCAGGAAUUUUUCUGCAAGAUCCAGUGAGCUUUAUGGCGGUAGUUCGGCCUGAUCUCUUCACGUACCGGAAGGGCGUAGUGAGGGUGGAGACUCAGGGCAUCUGCAUUGGCCACACCCUAAUGGACCAAGGCCUUAAAAGGUAGGCCAACUCUCUAGAAUUUGAAGCAUAAUCAUUCCUUCCUCUUUGAAAUUUCAGUCAGCAUAUUAAACACCCUUUGACUGGUGUGAUUAUGGUUUUAGGUGGAAUACAAGCAAUCCAUGGAAUGGAUAAUCGCCUGUGGCAGUUGUUGCAUUUCGUCGAUACCACUAGAAUCAAUUCACGCAAUAGAGUGCAGUUCUCCAUUUCUACCAGGUACUGUGACUUCUGUCCUCUUUUAGUGUGUGUAUUCCUCUAUUUGAUCAAAUUAAUUCUAUAGUAAUCUAACCAUCUUUUUCAUGAAUGGUGCAUAAGAUAAGAUGGAAUUCAAUGGCAUUCGCGACCUUGAUUCCGAGAAGCAAAUAUGGUCAGGUCAUGUUGUGUUUCUAGGCUAUGGCUUGGAGUGAAUGUUACCACAGACAAAGUGCUCCAUUUGGACCUCAUCCUCAUGGAUUCGAAGGGCAACGAUAUUUGGGUACAUAUCCCUCCUCUGUUGCAAGAGAAGUUCAAGCGAUUUCCAAAGGAACACCAUGUUUACGUCAUCAAGAACUUUGAUAUCAAUGCAACUUCAUUGACACACCGGCCUAUUUCCAAUCCGUACAUCAUGUUAUUCACUCGGAAGACGACUGUUGAACAUAUCACUGACAUUCCUUCCAUGCCUACCUUCAAGUUCACGUUCAUGAAAGCAAGUGAGAUGGCAAAUAAAGUGGAAGAAAAAACCAUCAUCGCAGAUAUUGUUGGCGAAUUAGUUCAACAUUCGACUCCCAUCACUACAAGCAAUAUUGCCGGGAAGUCCACUCGAAAAGAGCUGCAACUGAAGCGGAUUGAGCUUCCUCUACAGCGACGACGGUUGGAUCUCCGAGCGCUCUUCAGUCUCCCAGUGCCGGCACCGUUUCUUCAACCAGAUGGGACUCUCUCCUCCGAGCAGUCUUCUUCCUUAUCCCGCUGCCAACCUGCAAGCCUGUAGAUUUGAACUUUCCUUCAUCCGUGCCGAUCAUUUCCCGCCCAGCCGCUUGGCUCUAAGCAAUGCUGCUAGGUUUAUGGCAUUUUGUUCUUUUGUUUUUGGUUUCUCUACACUGGAAUAACACCAAUGGCUUAUGAAUAUGAAUGUGUAUGUUUAAUAUAGGUAAUGAAUUAAAAAAAUGUAAUUUGGAAAUGGGAAUUUAACAUCACGUUAUAUAUAUAUGGUUAUGUCUUCGGUCACUCACUUUUUUGGGUGCAUUCAAUGCACCCGCCUCAUAAUCGUCAUUCUGAGCAGACGAUUCAUGUGAAAACGAUGUCAAUCAUCCCUUGUAGUAUGAUGAACAAGAACCACAUGAAUUUGUACAAAAAUCAAUCAAGGUUCACUUUAAUUUGAAUGAUUCAGGGUUUAGGAAUUUAGGGUUAGGGUUAGGGUUUACAAUUUGGGAUUUUGGGUUUAGAUUCAAAAUUGAAUGUUAAUAGGUUAGGGUAAUGGGUUGAUUAGUUGUGAUUUUAUGUUAUAUCAUCAUAUGAGACUAAUGCUACCCAUUAAAUUUUAAAAUUUGAUGUAUUAUGACCACUUUUAGAGGUGGGUGCACUGAAUGCACCAAAAAAAGUGAGUGCACCGAAGUAGCCACCAUAUAUAUAUAUGGGUGGUGUCUUGGAUGCACUUCAUAUAUAUAUGUGACAUUUGAGUGUUGAUUAGUAUUUUUACUAUUUUGCUCUUCAUAGGUUAAAAAGCUUCUUAAACCAUUUUUAAUUCCAUGUUUCAAUGCUCAAUAUGUUUUUUCAUAAAUUAUUUUGAUGUAUUACUAAUAAAUAGGUACAAUACACAUGGUAAUUUUUUUAGAGAUAUUAUAGAUUGAUUGACUCAUAUAAAAUGUAACAAUUUUGACCUAUGCAUGAUAUUGAAUUAUUGAUAUGUUUGUUGAAAUGAGACAUAUAAGUAGUACACUGUCCUCCAUGAUUUAGGUUGAAUAGUUUAUUGGGAUUUUUUACUAAUUUGGCUAAAAUAUUGUUAUAAUCAAUAUAUGCGUAUAAUAAAAAUGAUAUUUCAUAUAUUUAUAAAUUACUUUGUAAAAGAUUAAAAAUACUACGUGCCCAAAGGGCAGGAUCGAAGCUAGUCAAUAAUAAGAGAACAACCCGGCCAAUAGGUCAGGUAGAAAGAUAGUUUAAUUGAUGGCGCAAAGGAAAAGUAAAAAAAAACGUUUCCUAGGGAGGUAGGCGUACAGUUAGGGAAAAUUGGGCUUCUAUUUUGACAAAGGCCCGGAAAAGUUAUUUAAUCAAAAGCCCAAAUUACAGAAAAUCCGAUGGCGUUCUAGGAAGGAGGCAUGCCCACGACCAGUGAAAAUUAGAAAUACUUGCACAAUGAAGAAGUAGGUUUCAGUCCGAAACGAGAAACGGCUCGAAAAGCUUCAUCUUUAUUUAAUUGAUGGCCCAAAGGAAAUAUAACCGACAGCGGUUUGGAAGGGAGAUGGGAGAAAGGUUGGGCUAAAGUGGGCUUCCUUUUGACAAAGGCCCAAACAAGCUUAUUUUCCAUUUAAUCAACUCGACCGAGCAACCUCGUUCGACACCGGCCUUCGCACCGUUCUUCUCUCUCUCACCACAACUCCGACGGCAUCCAGCGCCGGCGUUCAGGCCACCAGAGGCCGUCCGACGACGGUGUUAGGACCAAGGUUGGUGACGUGUCCAGGCGCGAUAGCGAGAAGUUCAACGACCUAGCCUUCUUCAAUACAGGCGGCAGCUACUUCUAGUCGGCGGCGGGUCCUUCAAGAGGGCGGCGGGUAACAAAGGAACAAGACGGAGAGACUGAAAACCUAGUUCUUGCUUUCUCAUUCAUCAAAUCCGCCUCUUAUAGGCUUAGCAAACCAUACAAACAGACAAGCUUCCAUGGACAUUGUUUGGUAGCUUGGAAAGGAAACCAAGUCUGACUUGGAGUAAAAGGAAGUACAGCUU